AUGAAUAAUGAUCAGUUCAAGAACUCUCAACAAGCUCAAGGAAAGGAUAAGGAUAAUGAGGAGUUCAACGAAAGUCAAUAUCUGACUUUUUUAAGGAGUUUAAUCGAUGAAACACUUAUAUCUCAUAUUAAUAACAUCACCCAAUCACAAGGUCAAAAUGACCUAUCAUUCCAAGAAGCUUCGACGCCUAAAAGGCCGGCUCCUUUACUUAGCUCUGCCAGUACGGAUCCAUUCAAUGACGGUUUGGAUGAGGAUGUGAUAAAAUUAGUGGGACAUCAACAAGGUCACACGGACGGUGCAAUUGAUGUUGGCAAUCAAAUCGCAGACGAUUCAGCUCCAGCUCCUCGGGAUUAUGCGGGCGAUGGAGAUGAUGGUGAUUCUUCUGAGAGCGAGAAAGAUGAAAGCGUUAUUGGUAAACUACAUGAAUUUGGUGAUUAUCGCACAUAUUUUGAAUCCAAACGAAUGAAGCAACAAGUACAGGAUGAAGCGUAUGUGAAGUGGGACCGAGAGAGAAGGAAGCUUCAAAAUCAAAAUCUACAACCGCUGCUUAUUUUUGCUGGCUGUACGAUUUUUGUUAAUGGACACACGAAACCUUCGAUUAAUGAAAUACAUAGAUUGGUUAUUCUCCAUGGUGGUAAAUUUCUAAGUUAUUUACUGAACAAAUCUAGUGCCACCCACAUAGUUUGUGACCGUUUAACUCCAAGAAAGAAUGUGAUGUUCAAAAAUUGUCGAGUGGUGAAAGCGCAGUGGAUCGUUGAUUGUGUUGAGGCAGGUCGUAUUUUGGAUUGGCAGCAGUAUCGCCUGAUUUUAGAUAUAGCUUUUGAUCAAAAGCGUCUAGAUUUUCAACCGGGACAGUCUAAGGAGACUGGCGCAAAUGUGGAAGAACAAAGUGUUCCCAAAGAAACGUCGCCACCGGUUGACGAGGCGGAGGAUGAAGCCGAGUUAGAAGGAAUGGGGGAAGAGGACGAUUUUGAGUCCACUUUGUUGCCAGAGGAAGAAAACUUGUUGCAAAGGCUGCAACAUGCUGAGGCGAACGCUGCAGAGCAGGGCCUUAUAGAAGAAAACAUAGACGACGACAUUCCAAAGUUUGAUGUUGCUCCUCCAUCCAACUCCACCAAGGGUGUACACAAAAUUAAAGGAAAAUAUGUGUUGGAUGCAAGACAUCCUGAUUUUUUGGCUGGAUUUUUUGCAAAUUCAAGGUUGCAUCAUUUGAGUAUGUGGAAAGCUGAUUUGAGGUUAAAAUUUUUGAGAAAAAUCAUCAAGAAAAAUCUUCAUAAACCUGUUGAAGACCCCUUUCGCGAAGGGGCCUUUAAGUCUAAAGUAAUAAUGCAUAUAGACUUUGAUUGUUUCUUUGCUACAGCGUCAUGUCUAAAACACCCAAACUUGGAUAUCAAUAAGGAUCCAAUAGCUGUUGGGCAUGGAGGAAACACUUCAGAUGUUGCGAGUUGUAAUUAUGUUGCGAGAAAGUUCGGAGUUAGGAAUGGGAUGUGGUUGAGACUGGCUCAAAAAUUGUGUCCCAACUUGAUUUCGUUGGACUAUGAAUUUGAAGCAUACGAGAGAUAUUCAAGUGAGUUUUACAACUACCUAGUCAGUAGUAACUAUUUUGACUCCAUUUAUCCGGUUUCAAUUGACGAGGUUUUAGUUGACGCAACAUCAUAUUGCAACAAGUCAGAAAAUGGAGUCGAGAAUGCCGCCAAUGAGCUUGCCUCUUUGAUCAGAAAGCAUGUGUACCAACUCACAAAUUGUGCUGUUAGUGUUGGAUUGGGCCCCAAUGUCUUGCUUGCAAAAUUGGCAUUGAGAAAAGCCAAACCCCAUGGACAGUUUGCAUUAUUUGGUGAUGCCGGCGACUUCUUGCGAUCAGUGCCGGUGAAAGACUUGCCUGGAUUUGGCAGUGGCAUAUUGGAAAAAUUAGAGCCUGAAGUUGGAAAGUCCUCCCCAAAUAUUGAGGACAUGAUGCCGAUAUCCAAUUCGAGAUUGAUCCAGCUAUUAGGUGAAAAGACUGGUACUAAAUUGUACCAAUAUGCACGAGGAAUUGACCAUACAAGUAUUGAAAUUGACACUGCCGCCCCUGAAAUCGUUUUAGGAAGGAAAUCCAUUUCUGUUGAUGUCAAUUUUGGUAUUCGAUUUGAUACCAUGGAGGAACUAGACGACUUUUUCAUGAGACUAGCAAGAGAAUUGUAUCAGCGUAUGAUUAAUUUAGGUGUGUGUGGCUCUACAUUGACUUUGAAACUAGCAAAAAGAAGAGCUGGCGCAAGUGUUGUAACCGCCAAGUUUUUAGGUUUGGGAGAGGUUGAUUUUGUCAAUAAAUCCUCAAGGCUUGGAGUGCCCACUAAUGACUGGGGUGUCAUUGGAAGUGAAGUAAAAGUAUUAUACAGGAUGCUCAAUAUACCAGUCAAGGAUUUGCGAGGCAUAUCUGUAAGCAUGACCAAGUUGAAAGAUGCAGAAUCAGUCAAGAGUUCAAAACAAAUGAAAUUACCAUUUGGCGCCGUCGGUAAAGCUCCUCCGGCAAACGAAGAUUUGGACCCGUUUCGUAGCCCCAAAGAGGUGCAUAGUUCGACAAAGAGAAGCAGCUUCAACAAGGGUAGUGUGAGCUUCGCAAAAUUAUCGUCCAAUCAGCGUCGUGACAAGACUCCAUCCGCAGCUCUUUUGGAUCCUUUUGCAAAUGGACAACAAAUUGACUGGGAGGUAUUCGAGUCUUUGCCGUUGGAGAUUCGUCGUGAAUUGCAAAACGAGUUACAAAGAAGGGGCUUUUUGAAAAAGAAAAGCCCAUUCAAAGGCAAAACAUACCUACAGGAGCUAAUACCAACUCAAAGUGGUACUGCAAAAUAUGUGCGAGUUGGCAAGUCACCAACUAAAACACCGCCAAAGAGAAAAUCUACCCCUAUCCCUUCUCCUGUGAAAAAAUCUAAAUCAGAGCCUCUUUAUGAUGACUCACAGUCAUAUGACUCCUCGUUGUUGAAUCAAUUGCCGUCAUCAGUAAAGGCGGAUGUGCUAAAGGACAUGGAGUACAAACAGAAGAUUAAAAAGUUUGAUCUAGUGCCUAUGCGCGAUAAGGUGAAUCGAAAGAUUGAGGGGGCAAAAGUAGAGAUCAAAGAAAUCACUGCUCAGUGGGUACAACAGCAGCCCAAGUUGUUUGACAUGCCUUUGUUUUUGAAUGAGCAGGUGACUGCCUCUGAGUUGCGGCAAAAAGUCAAAGAUUGGGUCAAUACUUCAUUGGAUCAAGGCGGGCCCCAUGAGGAUGACGUACUUUAUUUUGGGACUUAUUUGCAACUAUUGCUCGACAGGGGUUUGUUUACCAAGGCUGUGAUGUUGGUGCGAGAUAUCCUUGGUAUACUAAUGUACCGCAAGACUGUUUUCAAUUGUUUUGAUGAAGAUGAUGAUGACAACCAACAUAUGUUUCUCAGGAUAGGCUUUGAUGACUGGUAUAAACAAAUUGAUGCUGUCUUGAAGCCUGUCGUGGCGAAUUAUUGCAAGGUGAAAAACAUGGUAUUGAAAUGGUGA
Messenger RNA from Lodderomyces parapsilosis, 3501 nucleotides. RefSeq names its product deoxycytidyl transferase. The record is from RefSeq and is a predicted model, not a curated record. The transcript has a single exon. Bases 1 to 3501 code for a protein of 1166 amino acids. Gene Ontology annotation, biological process: error-prone translesion synthesis; error-free translesion synthesis. Lineage: Eukaryota; Fungi; Ascomycota; Pichiomycetes; Serinales; Debaryomycetaceae. Gene Ontology annotation, molecular function: damaged DNA binding; DNA-directed DNA polymerase activity; deoxycytidyl transferase activity. Gene Ontology annotation, cellular component: nucleus.